Messenger RNA from Racocetra persica, 439 nucleotides. NCBI's taxonomy places the organism in Eukaryota, Fungi, Glomeromycota, Glomeromycetes, Diversisporales, Gigasporaceae. The record is from the annotation of a GenBank genome assembly.
UAUAUCUAUAUCUACUAAUAAUGAUGUUGAAUUGAUCUAUGAUGAUCUUCUCUGGUCAGAACCAAUAUUGAUUUACUCUUUACCUACAGUACCCAAUUCUUAUAUCGAUAAUGAUAAAGGCAGAAAGAGUUUCAAACUACUUAGAAAAUCUUAUAAUGGGGUUACAGGUUACAGAAAUUUGGAUUCAAAUAUGAUUGUUUCAUAUAACAAUGAACAUGACAAUUUUAAUAAUCAAUUAGAUAGUAUAGAAGAAAAAUAUAUUAAAAAAAAAUCAGCUUCCAAUAAACAUAUCAGAACAAAUCUGCCAGUUGCUUCUUUCUCAAAAGUGUCAAAAAAUGAUAAAUUAUCAAAUAAUCAAUUUUUAGAAGCCACUUCACAGAUCAAAUCUAAUAUCCUUGUCUCAGAUAAAGAUUCUAAUUUUACUGAACAAGAUAAUUGA